AUGGAUAGCAUGAGUGAGGCAUUUGAUCAAAUGCAAAUGGUCAAGGAUGUUCUAGCCAACAGUGAUAAAGUUUCAGAGGUCCUACAAGAGUCUACUCAUCAGUUCAACCUGCUUACUUCACCCACCUUCCUACCAAAGGUCAAGGAUCAAGGGAAAUUCACUCUCCCUUGCACACUUGGGCAUCUUGAGAUUGACAAUGCCUUAGUGGAUUCUGGAGCAAGCAUCAAUCUGAUCUCUCUCUCCAUGGCAGAGAAGCUAGGCAUUGCUGGAGCCUUGCAGCGCCCUACUACUUCAAUCAUGUUUGGAGAUGCAACUUCUAAGUCUCCUCUUGGAGUGUUCAAGAACUAUCACUUGAAAAUUGGAGAAUGCAUCAUCCAAACUGAUCUCACUGUGAUGGAAAUGGAAGAAGAGAAGGAUUACCUCUGUUAUUGGGAACCCCUUUCCUUACCUAGAGGUUCAGACUUUUGUGCCACAAUUGACAGUACACCUCUCAGUUCUAAGAGUCAUGGAGCUACAAAGGUUGUGAAGGAAAGGGUUGACAAAGAACCAAGAGUUGGGAAGGAUAAGGAUGAGAGAGGACCAAGGAUUGAGAAGCCACGUCUUGAGAGGGCUAGAGUUGAGAAACCACGUUCUGAUAGGCCAAGAGCUGAGACUUGUUCAAGCCCCUUGUGUGCUUGA
Messenger RNA from Microthlaspi erraticum, 678 nucleotides. NCBI's taxonomy places the organism in Eukaryota, Viridiplantae, Streptophyta, Magnoliopsida, Brassicales, Brassicaceae. The record is from the annotation of a GenBank genome assembly.